Messenger RNA from Caenorhabditis briggsae, 384 nucleotides. Gene Ontology annotation, cellular component: membrane; cytoplasm. Bases 1 to 384 code for a protein of 127 amino acids. NCBI's taxonomy places the organism in Eukaryota, Metazoa, Nematoda, Chromadorea, Rhabditida, Rhabditidae. The record is from RefSeq and is a predicted model, not a curated record. The transcript is spliced from 4 exons.
AUGAUUUUCCUUAAGGCUCCAACGCUAUUUAUAUGGUUUCGUGUGUUGGAAAAAGUGAAGGGAGGCAGUAGAACGCUGCUGUUGGCCAAAAAACUAUGUAUAGAUCAGCUAUGUUUUAGUCCCCUUUUCAACGCGGCAAUUAUAUUUAAUCUGCGAUUUUUACAACAUCAAUCCAUUGGAAAGUCAUGUGAACUAUUGAAGGAAGAUUGGUUGAACAUCUACGCCACCAGUUUGAAGAUAUGGCCAUUGGUCCAAGUCGUCAACUUGUGUUUCAUACCUUUGAAUUAUAGAGUCAUUCUAAACCAGGUCGUCGCAUUCUUCUGGAAUAGCUAUCUGUCCUACACCACACAGAGACCAAUUGAUCAUAUUGAGCAGUUCUAUUAA